AUGGACUUGUGUAUCAGAAAGAGCAAGAAGAGUAGGGCUGGAGAGGGGCGGCCUAGAAUUAAGUGCGGUAGCUUGAUGCUAGUUAGUGCGCUGGAGGUAGAGGUGAAGGUGGCGGGUUUGGGGGUGUGGGAGAGUAGGGGGGAUGUGGAUGUCAUGUGGGAUAAGGCGGCCAGCUGCAUCCGAGAGACGGCUAGAGAGUUGAUUGAGAGUAAGGAAGAAGAGGAGAAGCGAGUGAUUAGAGAGGCUUACAAAGUUACAAGGAGUAAGGCUAAGUUACCUGUUACAGCUGCUAAGACAGCGGCGUUUGAGAGCUUGUACGCAGGGUUGGAGGAGAAAGGGGAGAAAAAUAGGUUGUAUAGGCUUGCUAAAGCUAGGGAGAGGAAAGAGCGUGACCUCAAUCAAGUGAAGUGCAUUAAGGGGGAGGACGGUAGAGUUUUGGUGGAACAUGGGCACAUUAAGAAGAGAUGCAGGAGUAUUUUCAUAGACUUUUAA
Molecule: messenger RNA, 492 nt
Organism: Capsicum annuum
Lineage: Eukaryota; Viridiplantae; Streptophyta; Magnoliopsida; Solanales; Solanaceae
Exons: 2
Coding region: 1-492 (163 amino acids)
Source: RefSeq, a predicted model, not a curated record